AUGAAACUCUAUCCCAACGGGCACGCGGGUUUAAAUGGCUUCUUUAUGAUGUACCUUACGAAAUGGAAACGAGCGGCUGUUAUCCUCCUAUUUAUAUGGAUUGUUGUCACGUAUCUGGUCAUAUCGCCUCUGAGAUGCGAGGGCAGCACGGAGGAGGUGUCCGACUUCCAAGAGAGAUUAAAAACGGUCUCUCUACAGCUAGAGUCGCUGAAGCAACAGCACAGCAACCUCAUUUCGCAGAUAAAGAAGUCCUCGGGUGUAAACCUUAACGACAUAGAUACAUCAGCCUUCCUCCACAACGGGGGCGGGCCGUCCGAGGAAUACGAGAACCUCAGGCGGAGGGUGUACUCUAAUACCGAGGAAAUAUGGUUCUUUAUUAACCAUGAGCUCACCAAACUGAUCAAUGAAGACGUGCAGGCGGAGAAGAUUCAGUCCAUCUUGGAUCAAGUCGCGGAAAGGAAAAGAUCUUUACUAUCGGACCAAGAGAAGCUCCCGGAACUAGACGGCUACCAAGACUGGAGGCUGACUGAAGCCGCCAACGUGAGCGACCUCGUGCAGAGGAGACUCAAGUACUUGCAGAACCCUCCCGACUGCAAGGACGCGAGGAAGGUCAUAUGUAAUUUGAAUAAGGGAUGCGGUUUUGGGUGCCAGCUCCAUCACAUAGUGUACUGUUUAAUCUUCGCAUACGCCACAGAAAGGACGCUCAUAUUGAACUCCAAGGGGUGGAGGUACAACAACAAGGGGUGGGAGUACGUUUUCUACCCCAUAUCCGAUAGCUGCGUCUCGGUCUACGACGACAAAGUUGUGCAGUGGCCAGCAUCAUACGACGCGAAGGUAGUGUCUCUGCCUUUCAUCGACUCCAUCUCUCAGAAGCCCAAGUUCUUGCCGCUGGCCAUACCCUCGGACUUGGCUCACAGAAUAGUUCGUUUCAACGGCGACCCGGCGUCGUGGUGGAUCGGCCAGAUGCUGAAGUACAUACUGAAACCCAAGCCCGCCAUACAGAAGAGCAUCAACGAGACUAUCGCCAAGAUGAACUUUAAGAAUCCCAUCGUGGGCGUGCACAUCCGGCGCACGGACAAGGUGGGCACGGAGGCGGCCUUCCACCACAUCGACGAGUACAUGCGCCACGUGCACGAGUACUUCGCGCAGCUUGAGCUCACGCGCCACGUCGACGCGCGCCGCGUCUACCUCGCCACGGACGACGCCAGCGUGAUCGAUGACGCGCGCGCGCGCUACCCCGGCUACGUGUUCCUGGGCGACGCGCGCGUGGCGCAGGCGGCGGCCACGCAUCGCCGCUACACGCCGCUGUCGCUGGCCGGGCUGCUGCGCGACCUGCACCUGCUGGCGCGCUGCGACUUCCUCGUCUGCACCUUCAGCAGUCAGGUGGGGCGCGUCGCGUACGAGAUGAUGCAGAGCAACCGCGCGGACGCGGCGCGCAGUGUGCACUCGCUCGACGACAUCUACUACUUCGGCGGGCAGAACGCGCACGAGCGCCGCGCGCUGCUGCCGCACGCCGCCGCCGACGCGCACCAGAUCUCCGCGCAGGUUGGGGAUUUAAUAGGCAUUGCCGGCAACCAUUGGAACGGCUUUGGGCGCGGCACCAACAAACGCACUAAUUUGAACGGCCUGAUCCCGUGGUACAAGACGGCCGACCACCUCGUGCUCUACCCCUUCCCCGAGUACCGCGCCGCGCGCGACGCGCCG
Messenger RNA from Brenthis ino (lesser marbled fritillary), 1704 nucleotides. The record is from the annotation of a GenBank genome assembly. NCBI's taxonomy places the organism in Eukaryota, Metazoa, Arthropoda, Insecta, Lepidoptera, Nymphalidae.